AACCGUUAGUGUAAACGGUACGGGUACCCCAUCCAUGCUCACCCUUUUGCAAGUAUAAUUUAUCGAUGGUAUUUAUGUCAUUUCCGCAUUUAUCUUUAGUAUAGUAGACCAGAGUUGACCCCACCAAUAAAUGUUUUUCCAACGUUACACAAUCCCUUUGAAAUAAACAGAAGACCAACAACACAGUAUUAUAGUCACCAAACACAGCACCCCCACAGUCAGCAACUUUGCAAAGAAAAAGAAAAAGAAAAUCAUUUCUUUCUACACAAAAUUAAAAAACCAAAAGUAAAAAUUUGGAACCCAAAAAAAAAAAGCCGCCUUGAUUUCCGCCAUUAAUACAUCUUCAAACUUCAAACUUUAAACAAUCAGUUAUUUCACAGUACGGUAAAACGAGAGAAACAAACAAACCAAGAGACAAGAAAACAGUGAGGAAUUCUGGGAUGCUUCAACUUCCACCGGCGACGGCGGCGUUUAUGCUUAUAAUCGCCGCCGUAGUGUUGCCGGUGACGGUGGUUUCCAGUAAUUUUCCGGCGACUGUUUUACAACUUCAGCGGAUUUUUCCGUUGAAUGAAAGAGUGGAGUUUAAGGUUCUUCGUGCUCGUGAUGCUGCACGCCAUGAACGAAUCUUGCAAGGGGCCGGCGGUGGCGGUGGUGGUGGGGUUGUUGAUUUUUCUGUUCAGGGUACCUCUGAUCCUUAUCUUGUUGGGUAGGCUGUAUUUUACUAGAGUGAGCUUAGGAACUCCUCCAAGGGAAUACAAUGUGCAGAUUGACACUGGAAGCGACAUAUUGUGGAUAACUUGCAAUUCAUGUAUCGAUUGUCCAAGGACAAGUGGCCUUGGGAUUGAUCUCAAUUUCUAUGAUAUCACUGGUUCCUCGACUGCAAACACUGUUUCUUGUUCAGACCCGAUAUGUACUACUAUGGUUCCAUCAGCAUCGUCUCAGUGCUCAGCUGAAACUAAACAGUGUGGUUACUCGUUCCAAUAUGGCGAUGGAAGUGGAACAUCAGGGUUUUAUGUGUCUGAUAUGCUGUAUUUUGAUAUGAUUCUUGGGAACUCUAUGGUUGCUAACUCAUCUGCCUCUAUCGUUUUUGGAUGCAGCAAUUAUCAAUCUGGGGACUUGACCAAGUCAGAACGUGCUAUUGAUGGGAUCUUUGGCUUUGGUCAGCAGGGAUUGUCUGUUGUAUCCCAAUUAUCUUCUAGAGGAAUAACACCUCGUUCAUUUUCCCAUUGUUUGAAAGGAGGGGGAAAUGGUGGGGGUAUUCUGGUCCUUGGUGAGAUUUUGGAGCCAAAUAUUGUGUAUAGUCCGCUUGUGCCAUCACAGCCUCAUUAUAAUUUGGACCUGCAGAGCAUCGCAGUGAAUGGGAUAUUAUUGCCAAUUGAUCAAUCAGUGUUUGCAACAUCGAACAACCGAGGAACAAUUAUCGACUCUGGAACAACUUUGGCAUAUCUGAUUGAAGAAGCUUAUGACCCUUUAGUUGAAGCGGUAACCAGUGCAGUUUCACAAUCUACAAAACCCCUUAUUUUCAAAGGAGAACAAUGUUACAAGGUUUUAGUAAGUGUAAGCGGUUUGUUUCCACCUAUGAGCUUCAACUUUGCGGGUGGUGCGUCCAUGGUGUUGAGACCAGAAGACUACCUUGUACAUAUGGGCUUUGUCGAUGGUGCCGCACUUUGGUGUAUAGGAUUUCAGAAGGUUCAGCAGGGUCAAGGAAUUUCGAUAUUAGGAGACCUUGUUCUGAAAGAUAAGAUUGUUGUUUAUGAUCUCUCUCAUCAGAGAGUUGGAUGGGCUAGUUACGACUGUUCCUUGUCCGUCAAUGUCUCCGUUACAUUUGGCAGGGAUGAAUUUAUUAAUGCUGGGCAAGUAAGCGUUAGCAGCUCGUCCAAAAACUUUCUCCUGGGUCUCAUACCAUCUCUCUUUGAGGCUCUUAUUGCACAGAUUAUAACCUUUCUGAUCCUGUAGCUAACCUUUCACUUCAGAGAAUUCUCAAUCUUUUGCUUUGUUAAUCGCUAUUACCAUUGAUUGGCAAGGCAUUGUAGUUUUGUCUAUGAUCAUAUUGUAUUUUUCAAAUUCUACGUGAUGCUGAAAUUUCUCAUGUGUGCACGCAGAUUCGCCCAAUUUGUAGUCUAAAUCAGUGUCAGGAAUGUAAAUUAUCCAUAUAGUGCUAAUGUUGUAUGUCAAGUGUUGUAGAAUUAGUACCACGACAGCUGAAGUAGAAUACAGUGAUUCGAGUUGCAGGAGGUUUCGUUCCAGAACAAGAGGAACCUUACUAUACUAUUUUGUUUUAAUUCUUACGCUUUUUUUUGUAAGAUUUUUUCCCCAAAAUUGUAAUUGCAAAGUUGAUUCUGGAUAUACUAUCUUUUAGGGAGAAUAAUUGUUAAUAUUUCAGAAUCCUUUGAUAAUGUUUACAGUAUAAUUUACUUGUUUCAAUUAACGUUCCUGUUUAUUGUGGUAAGUUUAGGCUUUGUUCUCUUCAUCUUAUUCUUACUACUAUGGAAUAUUAAUCAAAUCAGAUUUCUAACCAGACAUUCAAAGGACACUAUUUUUUCUUAUUUCUGGUUAUUAAGUGUCAUAUAUCAUUAAUUUCAUAUUCUCUGUCUCAAAAAAAAAAAAAAAAAAAAAAA
Molecule: messenger RNA, 2618 nt
Organism: Chenopodium quinoa (quinoa)
Lineage: Eukaryota; Viridiplantae; Streptophyta; Magnoliopsida; Caryophyllales; Amaranthaceae
Product: aspartic proteinase-like protein 2
Exons: 10
Coding region: 568-1956 (462 amino acids)
Biological process (GO): proteolysis
Molecular function (GO): aspartic-type endopeptidase activity
Source: RefSeq, a predicted model, not a curated record